AGGCCCAAUUAUAUACCCAAAGUGAUAGCAACUUCUUUGCUCUCUCAUGGAGGUACCCUAGAAAUAGUAUCAACCUUCUUCACGUCGGAGGUCGAGAUCAGAGAGUUGGGAUUCCGUUUCAGUCAUCGGCCGGAUCACACAAUUACUUCACUCACAACAAGUGCUAUUCAUUGGCACAGAUGUAUGAGUGUCUAAGAUUUCCAGCAAUACCACUUCAGGGCCCAAAGUCAAAGCUUUGGAGUUCUGCCCGAAUGGACUUUAAAUGUUGUGUUGUAUCAGUCUCCAAUGUCAUUCCAGCUGCACCCAUUUAUCUCCCUGAAGGUCCUUGGACACAGAUUCCUGGUGGAGUUACUGCUGCACAAGGGUUCAAAGCUGCAGGCAUCUAUGGUGGAUUACGUGCAAAAGGAGAUAAACCUGACCUUGCACUUGUCACCUGUGAUGUUGAUGCUACUUCUGCUGGGUCAUUUACUACAAAUGUUGUUGCAGCUGCACCUGUAUUAUAUUGCAAAAAUGCCCUCAACAUUUCAGAAACGGCACGUGCUGUAUUAAUAAAUGCUGGUCAAGCCAAUGCUGCAACGGGUGAUGCAGGUUAUCAAGAUGUCAUAGAAUGUGUCAAUGCCGUUGCUAAGCUACUCAAGAUGGGGCCGGAAGAAGUGCUUAUUGAAUCCACUGGUGUGAUAGGCCACAGGAUAAAGAAGGGUGCACUUCUAGAAUCUCUUCCUAAAUUGGUUAAUUCACUCUCAUCUUCAGUUCAAGGGGCUGAUUCUGCAGCUGUUGCAAUCACCACUACUGACCUUGUUACCAAGAGUGUGGCAGUAGAAUCUCAGGUUGGAGGAAAAACUAUAACUAUUGGUGGGAUGGCAAAAGGUUCUGGAAUGAUCCACCCCAACAUGGCUACAAUGCUUGGUGUAAUUACAACUGAUGCUGUUGUUACCAGUGACGUUUGGAGAAAAAUGGUUCAGGUUGCUGUAAACCGAAGCUUCAAUCAAAUAACUGUAGACGGAGAUACUAGUACCAAUGACACUGUAGUUGCCUUGGCCAGUGGAUUAUCUGGCUCACCCAGGAUUUCAUCUUUGGAAAGUGAUGAAGCAAUGCAACUUCAAGCUUGCCUUGAUGCGGUAAUGCAAGGUCUUGCGAAAUCAAUAGCUUGGGAUGGAGAAGGAGCAACAUGCCUAAUUGAGGUGACAGUUACUGGGGGUUGCAAUGAAGCUGAAGCAUCAAAGAUAGCCCGCACCAUAGCAUCUUCUUCGCUUAUAAAGGCUGCAAUUUAUGGAAGAGAUCCAAAUUGGGGUCGCAUUGCUUGUGCUGCUGGCUAUGCAGGAGUUCCCUUUGACCUAAAUAAACUUCGAGUGGUGUUGGGGGAUUUUUUGUUAAUGGAUGGUGGAGAACCACAAUUGUUUGACAGUUCUGCUGCUAGUGAAUACCUCAAGAAAGCAGGCGAAGCACACGGCACGGUUCAAAUUAAAGUGUCUGUCGGUGAUGGACCAGGAAGCAGCCAAGCAUGGGGCUGUGACUUAAGUUAUGACUAUGUCAAAAUAAAUGCAGAGUACACAACCUAGGGUAGGACCUUAGGUAGUGUUUGAUUUGGUGUAAUAGAAUGAUAAUGGUAAUAGUAAUAGUAAUGUAAUGGAAUAAGAAUGGUAAUACGAAUUGAUUACAAUAUUUAGUUUGUAGUUGUAGUGAACAUUGUAAUGAGAAUUAUUGUGUUUGGUUUGGUAUGAGAAUGCAAUAGAAUAAAAUUUGUAUUGACCAAAA
Messenger RNA from Cannabis sativa, 1755 nucleotides. RefSeq names its product arginine biosynthesis bifunctional protein ArgJ, chloroplastic. Lineage: Eukaryota; Viridiplantae; Streptophyta; Magnoliopsida; Rosales; Cannabaceae. Bases 180 to 1559 code for a protein of 459 amino acids. The record is from RefSeq and is a predicted model, not a curated record. The transcript has 18 exons. Gene Ontology annotation, biological process: L-arginine biosynthetic process; L-ornithine biosynthetic process. Gene Ontology annotation, molecular function: L-glutamate N-acetyltransferase activity, acting on acetyl-CoA as donor; L-glutamate N-acetyltransferase activity, acting on acetyl-L-ornithine as donor.